CUCUGAGCAGCUCCAUCAGCAGCAGACUGCUACACCCACGGUGUAAGAAGGAGGUUCAGCAGGUCCUUCAUCCAACACAACACCUGCACCACCUGCUCAUGGUGUAGUCUCUGUCUUUCAACACCACCACUGCUCACCAUGGCUUUUAUAAUACACUUAUUUAUUUUUUAUCUGUAUUUAUUUCUCCAUCCGACCAUGUGCAGUAUUACUUCUAUCUUCCCAGCUUUAGUGUUAGUUAGCUAGUUUAGUUUCUUAUUUGCUGAAGCACUUUGUUUCUGUUGUUCUUUGGUCUGUUGUUCUUUGGUCUGUUGUUCUUUGUUUCUGUUGUUGUUUGGUCUGUUGUUCUUUGUUUCUGUUGUUCUUUGGUCUGUUGUUCUUUGGUCUGUUGUUCUUUGUUUCUGAACUUCUGUCGUGCAUCCCACCUCGCUGCUGACAGACAGACGAACCUCCUCAGUGUGUCGCUGCACUCUUUCAUCACAUUCUGGAGAAAUAACACCCAGAGCCUCCUGCAGCUGCAGCGCUCCCUGUGCUGGCAGAGCGCAACUGCAACAACAUCCAUCACCUCCUCCUCCAUCUCUCCAUCUCUCUCUCUCCGUCCCUCCCCCUUCUCCUCCUCAGUGAUACCCGAGCGGACCGACCGACCAACCUGCGCCCGCGCUGCCUGUAGCCAGGCUUCCCCAGCUGUUCCGCCGCGCCUCAGUGAGUCUGCGCAAUGGGCUCCCGUCAAGUGGAGGAGACCAAUCGCGCUCCAGCUCAGAGAGACAGAGAGAGACAGCACAGGAGGAGGAGGAGCAGGAGGAGCAGUGAGAGCGGAGGGGAUGAAGCAGGAGCACACGGGCUGACUCCUCCGGUAAACAAGCGAGCAACACGAGCCUGGAAAUCACCGGCGGACAGCGGAGGGGGGGAUUUCGGGGACACGGCCAUGGCGACGGGAGGAGGUGGAGGAGGAGGAGGUGGAGGAGCGAGGCGGAGGAGGAAAACGGGGCUCCCGGGAUUGUGCUGGAAAACCUGCUACUUUCCCAUUUUGUUCUGGGUCGUCUCGGUGUGCGGGGAGGAGAAGACGCUGAUCGUGGAGACGUGGCUGAAGAACUACGGUUACCUGCUGCCUCACGACGUCCGCACGUCAGACCUGCGACAGGAGAAAGCCAUGCAGUCCGCCGUGGCCGCCAUGCAGCGUUUCUACGGCAUUCCUGUGACAGGAAUACUCGACGAGACGACUAUAGAGUGGAUGAGGAGACCUCGCUGUGGCGUCCCAGAUCAUCCUCACACCAGCCGCCGGCAGAGGAAUAAACGCUACGCCCUGACGGGACAGAAGUGGAGGGAUAAGAAGAUCUCCUACAGCAUAUCUAACUUCACCCCUAAAGUUGGUGAGAAGGAUACCCAGAGGGCGAUUCGACAAGCCUUUAAUGUCUGGCAGACCGUCACGCCGCUCUCCUUCCAGGAGGUGCCAUACUCGGAGAUCAAGAAUGAGGGUAAGGAGGCCGACAUCAUGAUCUUCUUCGCCUCCGGUUUCCACGGCGACAGCUCUCCGUUUGACGGGGAGGGGGGUUUCCUGGCUCACGCCUACUUCCCCGGCGCCGGCAUCGGAGGAGAUACGCACUUCGACUCCGACGAACCCUGGACGCUCGGCAACGCCAACCACGAUGGUAACGAUCUGUUCCUGGUGGCGGUCCACGAGUUGGGUCAUGCGUUGGGUUUGGAGCACUCCAACGAUCCCAGCGCCAUCAUGGCUCCUUUCUAUCAGUACAUGGACACGCACAACUUCAAGCUGCCUCUGGACGACCUGCAGGGCAUCCAGAAGAUCUACGGUAUCCCUACGGCCAUGUUGGAGCCCACCAGGCCGCUGCCCACCUUACCUUCCAGGCGGACGCACCCCACCUCCGAACGCAAGCAUUCCCGUCCGGCGCGUCCACCCGGCGACCGGCCGGCGCUGCCCGGGAACGGCAAACCCAACAUCUGCGACGGCAACUUCAACACCGUUGCCUUCUUUAGACGGGAGAUGUUUGUCUUCAAGGACCGCUGGUUUUGGCGUCUGAGGAACAACAAGGUUCAGGAGGGUUACCCCAUGCAGAUCGACCAGUUCUGGAAAGGCCUGCCGCCUCGCAUCGACGCUGCCUACGAGAGAUCUGACGGCAAAUUCGUCUUCUUCAAAGGCGAUAAGUACUGGGUGUUUAAGGAAGUCGCGGCCGAGCCGGGUUACCCUCACAGCCUGGUGGAGCUGGGCAGCUGCCUCCCCAAAGACGGCAUCGACACGGCGCUGCGCUGGGAACCGGUCGGGAAAACCUACUUCUUCAAAGGGGACCAGUACUGGCGCUACAACGAGGAGAAGCACACGGCCGACCCGGGAUACCCGAAACCCAUCACGGUGUGGAAGGGAAUACCGGACGGACCGCAGGGAGCCUUCAUCAGCAGGGAGGGAUACUACACCUACUUCUACAAGGGGAAGGAGUACUGGAAGUUCGACAACCAGAAGCUGACGGUGGAACCCGGAUACCCAAAGUCCAUCUUGCGCGACUGGAUGGGCUGCGACCAGUCCGACAUGGAGCGCUCGGGCAACAAGGGUAACCGCGGUGACCGCCAGCUGCCCCUGGACGACGUGGACAUCAUGGUGACCAUCAACGACGUCCCGACGACAGUCAACGCCAUCGCCGUGGUGAUCCCUUGCAUCCUGUCGCUGUGCAUCCUGGUGCUGGUGUACACGAUCUUUCAGUUUAAAAACAAAGGAGUGCAGCAGAACACCAUGACGCAGCACUACUACAAAUACCCGGUCCAGGAGUGGGUAUGACAGGCAACUUCCCUUCUGAAGAGGUCAAAGUUCACGGAUCGAAGGGGGGUCAAGCAGUGGUCAUCUUGUUAGCUAGCUUCUCUUGGCUAACAGCCAGGAAUGCUGCAAAGAACGAUGCUGAAAGACACGAACGGUGCCGGCUGGUGACAAAAUACUGAAAAUGCAGGAGUAGAUUUAGAUCUUGGCUCAGAGUGUGUUUGUUCGAGAGGUCGAUUCGUGCCUCAGAUACUGAUUUCGUUCCUCACCGGGCGAGGACGCUCGAAACAAACAUGGCUGAGGACACGGAGAACAAGUCCGCAACGUCUCCAGGACGAUGUGACGAUGUGACGAGGCUAAAGACCGCAGCUUUGAUUUGUCCACAACUUCUCGGAGGUCUUAGGAGCGACGCUGAACUUUGACUUUUUCUUCUAGGACCUACAACACAAAUCUCUUCUCAGUGAAAUGAAAAAAAGAAAAAGAGGAUUUGAAAGGAUAAAGCUCCUUAAAGCCAGACACCACCUCCAAGUUUCAACUUGUACACGUGAGCUACUUCAAAUAUUCAGUCAGAUGAAAUCUAAUGAAGAAAAAACAGAAAAGAAAAUAUCACACUUGAAGAUAAAAUUUAGGUAGAAAGGCCAUAACAAAAAAAAAAGAUCUCUGUGGAUCGCUGAAUAUUGUUUCAUUUAUUUUUAGCUGUUAUGGAGAUGUAAAACUAUCAGAGGACCUUUUACCUUUUUCUCUCUUUUUUUCACCAAACACAACAAAAACAUCUUCAUCAUCAUUAAAUCAGACUCCCUUCAGCUUGUCGAACAAAAACAGAGAAAUGCUUCACAGUUUGGAAUCUUUGGUACGUGUAGAACAGUUAGUCGUCGGCGUAUUAUGACAAUUCAACUCAUACUUAACAAGUAAAACAAAACCAGUACCUGCAUUUAUCAAACAGCUAAAAGUGAAACUUUGGAAUUAAGUGAUGAAUAAAAGUAAAAUAAUCCUUCAACUUUACUUCUACUCACAAACGUCAGGAUAAAAGCAGUCCAUCAGAUUUCUUGCAGAUUGCAAAUAUUCUUAAAUUUACGAGUGCAUGCUGGAUUACUGCCGUUUAUUCUACAAAAUAUCACCAGUUAUCAUGAAUGUGUUCAGAAAUGUCUUUUUAACACAAUGUUUUGAUUUUUAUUUGAACAUUUGAUUCAAAGCUAGCACCACUUUUAAAAAAAAACAAAAAAACUCGAAGAUCACAUUUUUUUGCUCAUAGUUUUUUCAAACAGAAACAGGCUCAUCGUGCUCUGAACAUGCAUGUUAUUCUUUGUUAUAAGUAGGAGUAAAUCGAUUCUCGCACAUAAUCCUAGAUCAGGUUUUAAAGCUUUCUUAAGUGAAAUUUUUAGAAGUUUGAUAAAUACGAGCCGAACGAGUUCAUUUGCGUCCUCGAGUCUUGUCCCCAUCCUGGUAUUUUUCUCUUUCCAAGCACUAGCGAGGCUCCGCGGGAUGUGAGAAAUUAGGAAUUAGAGAAAUGCAAAAAUGGAGGAAAUGGAAAGAGAAAGUAAAGCAAGGCUUGAACAGACGAGGGGGGGGGUAUGCACAGAGGAUAUAUGUGAGUCUGUAUUAGUAUGCGGGCUGUGGCACAGCGACAUCGACUGAGCUUAAUGAAGUACUUCUGUUCACAAAGCUCUAAUAGGGGCUACUCGCCCUCCACAUCCCUCGCUUUAAUCCUACUGUCCUCGCUCUGUCUUUACUCGCUGUCCUCUUGUAAUUCUUCCCGUCCAUCUGGCCUCUCAUCACUCUCUUUCCUCUCUUUCACCUUCUUCAUCCGUCCAUCUGUGCUGCUCUCCCUCGCUACUUGCAGUCUUUCUUUACGUCUUCCAUCAAUACACAUCUGCAUCGAGAAUUAACACCCCGGGUUGCUUUUAUUAUGUUUUAAUUUAUUUAUGAUUUAAGGAGCUUAAGCAUAAGGAGCUUUCAGUUUGGCUCCAGUUUUGUCAGAAGUGCCAAAAUUUCUUGACGUCUUUGGCUCUAAGUUGUUGACUUUUGCUUUCAGAAAGAUUAAAAGACCAUAUUUAAAGGAGCAGUUUGUAGGAUUUAAUGGCAUCGAUUGAUUGCGACCCCUCACCCAUGUAGACGUCCAAAAACAAACAGCUGCAGCUGUCUGAUCGACCUGUGAAGACAGCGUUAACAGUACUAAAGCCUACUGAAGAUGAACACGCUUUUCUCAGACAGAUGUCAGUCUUUAGUCUUUAUCUUGUCCAAAAACAAUUAAUUUAGUUUUUAUUUUACUUUAAUUAAAGAUAACUGUUGCACGUAAAAAACGAUUUUUUAAAUGCGCCUGCUCGGUGCUUGUAUGGGACCAUAGUCACCUGGUGAUAUCGUGAUAUAAAUCAGAGUGUCGUCUGCAUAAUUGUAGAUUUCAAACGAAGAAGAAGAGGUCCGAGAACAGAGCCUUGGGGAACUCCUCGACCGAUUGACCCAAAGUUGUCCCCUUUAAACCAGUUUGACACUGUGCCAGAAAGUCCCAGUUUGCCCAGUAAUAUAUCCGGACUGGAAACUAACUUUUUGUGUACAUCAGAACAUAAAAUGGGCUGUGACCUGUUCCAUUUUUGAUGAGUUGCGUCACUUCCAGGCUUUACAGGAGCGCUCUGUGAGACUUGAAAUGUUCAGUUAUUUGCAUCAGUUUAAAGAUUUUAAGUACAACCUGCAAAAGGAACUGUUUUUAUAUGAAAUACUUUAGAUAAGAACAUUUAAUUUUGACUGUAAUCACCUGGAUGUCAGGUAUGGUUGUUUUUGCAAUCUCAGAUUUAAUAUUUCAUAGAACAGAUGAAACAUUUUGUAGUUUUUCCUCUCGUAGAUGAGCUGUGUGCAGUUUACAGUUGGUAUGUUUCACAGUUUCUGAGUAUUUUCUGGGCAGUUGCCAACUUGCUCCUCGUUUAAAACGAGCUCUGCUGCAGUUUGAGCUAAGUAUGUGUUAUAUAAAUACACAAGCUGCUCAUUUAAAUGUCAUUAACUCCAAUGUGACUCAUAAUGGUUUACUCCGAGCCGCAGUCAGCUCCCCAGAGGGGGUUUUGUAGUCCCCCAUCCAUGACCUCCCACCCCGGGCGAGUUGGGAGAUCCUCACUGAAUCACUGUUUGUUCAGACUCUGUGCAGUGCCGCUUAAAACUCACUGUACAUUUUAAAUAAUGCAUCAUCAUGCAGAAACAACCUUGCUGUUUUAUCUUGUUCCUGAAAAGAGUUUUUAACUACACUAUCCACAUAUAGGUGCAUUAAUAAUGCAGCAGGAUGCCGCAUGUCUUUCAUUUCCAAGACUUGCUUUCCAUACGUUUAAAAGGCUGCACCGCCUCUGUACAUCUCUCUUUGUCUCCCUCUCCCCCCUCGUUCUUGUUCUCAUUCGUUCAGCUUUGUACCUUAUUCACCGAGCGCUCUGUCCUGCAGUAAUUGAAUGUGUUCUUGACGCACAUCCUCGCAAUUACUUGCUGCCGUCGAGAGCAAUUCAGCACACGCAGCGUUCAGCACAAAUCGAUGUUGUUCGAUAUCCUUCAGCGCUAUUUUGAAUUGGUGGAAGAAGAAAAAAAAGAAACCUAUACUUGUUCCUUGAUGGUGUACAAUAAACACAGAACAAGAUAUCCUGCUAUCCUUUUACCUUCAAGCCUAUAAACAUCAUACAGACUGUGUCAGCUGGGAACAUGAAUGUCUGUCUAAAGAAAAUUGCCUUUUGGACCAAACUUGUCUUUCUCUUUCUGUUUUUUCAGCUUUAUUGUGAUUGUUUGGACAGAUCUGCUUGAUUCAACUAAAAAAGAAAGAAAAGGUGCAUUUGAUGAAAGUCCAAGUAAGCUGAAAAGUUACAUCCCAAAAGAAAAAUAUCAACAUUCGGAUGAAUUUAAGGCUCACGUUCAGGACUGUGACGAACAGUUCAGAUGGCGUACACAUUCAGUAGUUUUAUUUAUAUAGAUCCAAAUUAUAGCUGAAGUUAUCACAUGACACUUUCUAUAUAAAGUAGAUCGUACUCUUUAUAAUAUUAUGUACAGAGACUCAACAAUUCCCACUAUGAGCACGAGCACUUAGCUUAGAAAAAACUUCCUUUAAGAGGCAGAACCCGGAUCAUUGGUGGACGGACAUCUGCCGAGACCACGAAUGUUUCCUAACCUGACUGCGGCAGAUUUUUUGUUACACAGAACCAUCUGUGAAGCAGUUGUUGGAAACUACUUGGAAAAGAGAGAAAAUACUUGGUUGAUGGUUCAUUCAGCUGCCGUCAUGGGCGAACUUCAAUAAGUUCGAUCAACAAUAGCGUAGUCAAACUCGUACUGAAGGUGUUUUUAAUGUCAUUCUUUGUGCGUUGUUCAAUCGAUAAACAUCUUCCAGCAACUUUGUUUUCGAGCAAAGUUACAGCUCGUGUUACAGUUUGUUUGGCACAUGUAGAACAGUGAGUCAUCGGCGUAUAAUGACAGCAGCCUUACUUACGUCGCAGUGUGUUUGCUCAUAUUUAACAAGCGACACACGAGCAGUACUUGUAUUUAUCAAACUGCAACUGUGCCUGUUGCCCGUACAUCGUUAUUGAUUAAUCUUCCGAUUAGUUUCUCGAUUAAUCAGUUAUUUUAUGGAUGAAAUGUCAUCGAUGAAGCAACAGUUGAUGAGCUUAAAGUAACAUCUUAAAACUGCAAACUGAAGAAAUGUCAGGAGGAGAUUAUGUAAAUCAUCCUGUAUGUUUACAGCAACUCGCGCAUUUUUGGACUGUUUAUCCAAAAAUCACUGUGUCAUGUUUUGUUGAUUCGUCUUCCUUAAUUUUCACUGUACAGAUCGAGCUAUAAAACUUAUAUUUUAUCAGUUAAUUACUUUAAUUGAUGAGAAACACUUCAGGUUUUCUGCUUUUGUGCACUUCUUAGACAUGACGGGCAAAAAGGGGUGUUAGAUACGUGAUCUUUGUGUUUUCAGCUGCGCGGCAUCUCUACUGGACCACUUUGUAAAAUAGUAGAGCUCCGAGCUGAAGCAGGUUGGUCAUCAGUUAAACGUUUUGUUGUUUUACGAUGGGAAAGGAGAGAGCGUUGGCUUCUUCUCGGUGUGUUAUCCCUGAGGGGAGACACUUUUCAUCGAGCUAACGAGGGGUUUCCAUUCCACUUCAGCACACCCACACAUUAUUAUAAUAAUAAUAAUAAUAAUAAUAAUAAUAACAUCUUUGAAUUCAUUUCACUCACUCAUCAUCACUCACCAUCAUCAUUGUUGCUCUUGGUGCUCAUUCAUAAUGUAAAUGGCAGAGGCAUGCAGGUUUUACAGGAGCAGAUUUAACCACCGUUCAACUCCUUGUUUAUUGCAAGACACCGAGUCGCUGCGCUGAUGUAGUUGGGGGUUUAAGUGCCUUGCUUCACGGCACUUCGGCAGUAGAUAUUUAAGCUUCUUUUAAAGGGGGGUUAAAGACGGUGACUUCCUUGGUUGCUUCAUUUCUAAUUUAACCGUUGAGGCUCCUGAGACGAUGAGGUGGGCUUGUCCGGUGGUUUAACAAAGGAGGGUGGUGAGCAAGUAAAACUUUGUUUUCCAUCAUGUUUUACCUUUAAAAUUAACAAAACUUUAAAAUAAUUAGACUGAAGAGACACCACCCUCCAAUGUAGAGAAAAGUCUGAGGAGACUGUGUACAUACUUACUGAGAUUUACAGAAUAGCCGUUUACAAAGUGCAGUGUACUUCAGCAGAUGUCUGUUUGUGGAAAUGGAAAAAGGGUACUUGAAGACUGUAGUGAUUUAUUGUCGCCUAUUCAUAUUACUUAUGAAACACGCAUUAAGACAAAAUAUAUGUACAUGAGAUUUUCUAAACUUUAUGUGGUGGUCUGUCUGGCCACCGCUCUUCUGUUUGAAAACUUAUUUAUUCUGUAUUUGUCACAGAGGGCAAAGGGUCCUCUGAACAUUUGCCUCUUUUCUGAUAAUUGUAUGCAGACCUGGGAUAAUGUGAAACACUGAAAGAGUCCACGCCCUCCUCCCUGUGGUCAUUUCACACCUCUUACUGUGCAUCCAUCAUGAGUGUUACUUGUAACUCAAAGGAGAAAGGAAGGAGCUCAGUGUAGAGCAGACGAGUUCAGAAAAAAUGAAAGAACUCUGUAAGAUCUCGGCGUCACUGCGGAAAAGCAGCUGACGUCUUGCGGGUCGUUUUUUGUAUCCCAGGUCUGGUGAUGUUCUGGUGGCUUUGGACAACAGUGAGUUGCCUUUAAAGGUAGACUUAGUUAUCUGAGAUCGCCACUCCCAAACAAACAGGGAUUACUGAUGAUGGUCUGCAGAACACCUUCAACACCGUGACGCAAGACAAACUUUUGUGGAACGCUGAUUUGCUGUGGACAGAAAAAAUAGUUUUAGUUAUUUAAAUUAAAGGUGAGCACGUAAACAAAUAUAGUUAAUUAUAAUAAUGAAAAAAAACUGAACUUUGAUAUAAUUUUCUGGUUCUUUCUUCAGUUUAUUUCAAGCUGUUAUGAUGAGUUAAAUUAAAUUAUUUCUUUCUGUUACUGCCCCAAAAAACUUCACUGUGUGCCAUUUGCUCGUCGAGGGGCUCCGUGUCAAAGUAACACCUUUACCUUUAGAUUCUGCUCACCUGAUGCAUUUUGCAAUAAAGACAUGUUUCAUUAAAUCAUAAGCAUUGAACAUGAUUGACUAAAGCAUCAUAACAGCUUCAGAUAAACUGUGAUCAAAAAGUGAAACUCAAACUGUGGCCGUCAGUCGCUCUAGUCAAGUUUUUAAACGCCACCAAUUUAACUACGUAGCAUAUUUACAUAUUUAGAAGACACAUAAACCAGAAAAGAUAAUCUGAGCAAGUAAACAAAGUAUGGUGGGCGAAACACUUGGUGUGUGGACCAAAAGUGUUUUGUUUAAUUGAUUCAGGUUGUUGCCUUGGUGAGCAAAAUCCAAGACCAUGAAUGGUGUGAAAAAUAAAGUGUCCACGGGUUUCACGUUUGCCGAUCACUCUAAAAGAACCGGUUUCUUUGAAAUCACAUUUCACAUCUUUCGGUCCAUCACGUUGCGUUGAGUUUGGAGUGUGGCUUCGCGUGGCUAAGUCUUCCUUUAACUUGCCUGUUGUUGCCUUUAGUUUCUAACGUUGUCUUUUCUUAAAAAAUAAAAUGAAAUAAAAAAUGACGUAGAUGACUAAAAACAUAUCAAAGGUAGUCUGGGCAGACUUUUUGAAAUAACGAGAUAUACUGAAGUUCUUUGGAUAAUAUCACAACUACUACUACUACUACUACUUGUAGGGAUUUUAUCAGAUAUAGCUUUAAGAGAGAUUCAAUUCAGUUUUUCUUAUAAAGAAAAGUUUUCUGUAAAUAUGAUUUUUGUUUGGUUUUUGGGUUUUUUGACUAAAUGGGUUGAUUAUAAAAUCAAAAUGAAAAAAAUCUGACCGUGGCACACUUCUUUACAUGAAAAAACGAUGCACCGUUUUUGUUUUAUAGCGUCAUCACGUAGUCCUUUUCCAGUCGGAUAUCAAAUAUCAGCUCGUGUAAAUAGAAAAAUGAACAAAAGCUUUUUGUAAAAGUUUUUUUAUUUCUUUCUCUUAUUUAAGAUGAACGUCUUCAUCAUUUGCACAUCAUGUUUUACCAUUUUUAUGACGAUGCUUAUAUCGCAUAGGCAUGUUUACGUUAAUGACUUGAAGAUUAUUUAAAAUGCUAACAUGACUGGAACACAUUUUUAUUUUUCUGUUUUGUUUGGUUUUACUGUCCCACACCAAUUAUAUCCCAAUAACACCAUGUUCUGUUAACAAUGAAAUGUCAAUAAAAGUGAAAACUUGUGUUUUCAUUGAGUUCA
Larimichthys crocea (large yellow croaker) is the source of this 10512-nucleotide messenger RNA. RefSeq names its product matrix metallopeptidase 24 (gene mmp24). The record is from RefSeq and is a predicted model, not a curated record. Gene Ontology annotation, cellular component: plasma membrane; extracellular matrix. NCBI's taxonomy places the organism in Eukaryota, Metazoa, Chordata, Actinopteri, Sciaenidae. Gene Ontology annotation, molecular function: metalloendopeptidase activity; zinc ion binding. The coding region runs from base 713 to 2785 and encodes 690 amino acids. Gene Ontology annotation, biological process: proteolysis; extracellular matrix organization; collagen catabolic process. The transcript is spliced from 10 exons.